GAACAAAUGAAUAGCGAGAGCGAGAGUAGCAACAAAAAUAUAACUCAUUGAUGACAACGCGUUUCUCGGUCAGAAAAUCCAGUAAUUUUUGCUUAAUUUCAUCGGGAAUAUUUGAUAUCGCUGAAUAAACAUGAGCUCGAUUGGAACAGGAUAUGACCUGUCCGCUUCACAAUUCUCCCCAGAUGGACGAGUUUUCCAAGUAGAAUAUGCACAGAAAGCAGUGGAGAACAGCGGCACUGCUAUUGGUCUCCGAGGGAAGGAUGGUGUGGUGUUUGCUGUGGAAAAAUUAGUCCAAUCCAAAUUGUAUGAGUUUGGAGCCAACAAACGCAUUUUCACUGUUGAUUCUCAUGUUGGAAUGGCCGUCGCUGGUUUGCUCGCUGACGCCAAGCAGAUUGUCGAGACUUCAAGGUCCGAGUGCGCUGAUUACAGAAGUCAGUACGGCAGCAACAUCCCACUGAAGUAUCUGAAUGACCGUGUGUCCAUGUUCAUGCACGCCUACACCCUAUACAGCGCUGUGAGGCCUUUUGGCUGCAGCGCCAUCAUGGGCUCUUAUGACCCCAUCGAGGGACCAGCAAUGUUUGUUGUUGACUCAUCAGGAGUGUCGCAUGGAUACUAUGGCUGUGCGAUUGGAAAAGCUAAACAGUCAGCCAAGACUGAGAUGGAGAAGCUAAAUCUUGCGAACAUGAGCUGCAGGGAACUCGUGAAAGAAGCUGCGAGAAUUAUUUAUCUUGUCCACGAUGAGCUGAAGGACAAAGCUUUUGAACUGGAACUUAGCUGGGUUGGAGAGGCCACUGGAGGCAGACAUGAGAGAGUACCAAAGGAAAUCUUCCAGGAAGCUGAGAAGUUCGCUAACUCUGCUCUUGAAGAUGAUUCCGAGUCGGAUUCUGAGGAUGCUUAAUUUGUUAAUUUCUUAAUACGUUCAAAAUCGUUUGAUAAAUUUCAUUAUAAUAAAAAUUAAGAUGACUUAAGAUACAA
Cloeon dipterum is the source of this 975-nucleotide messenger RNA. RefSeq names its product proteasome alpha7 subunit (gene Prosalpha7). NCBI's taxonomy places the organism in Eukaryota, Metazoa, Arthropoda, Insecta, Ephemeroptera, Baetidae. Gene Ontology annotation, biological process: ubiquitin-dependent protein catabolic process; proteasomal protein catabolic process. The transcript has 7 exons. Bases 131 to 898 code for a protein of 255 amino acids. The record is from RefSeq and is a predicted model, not a curated record. Gene Ontology annotation, cellular component: proteasome core complex; nucleus; synapse.